Messenger RNA from Salvia hispanica, 1289 nucleotides. RefSeq names its product matrix metalloproteinase (gene MMP). Gene Ontology annotation, cellular component: extracellular matrix. Gene Ontology annotation, biological process: proteolysis; extracellular matrix organization; collagen catabolic process. Lineage: Eukaryota; Viridiplantae; Streptophyta; Magnoliopsida; Lamiales; Lamiaceae. Gene Ontology annotation, molecular function: zinc ion binding; metalloendopeptidase activity. The record is from RefSeq and is a predicted model, not a curated record.
ACGACUAAGCUCAGUUCUUUCUUCUCUCUCUCUCAAUUCAAAUUAUAAAUUCUUUGUACAAUGCUGAAAGCUUGAUAAUAGGUUUACCAAAAAUGAAAUUCAUCGCCGUGUUACUUCUGUUUUCCCUAAUUUCCGUCGAUCUGAAUCCAGUUUCCGCUAAUUUCUUCCCAAACAUAUCAUCAAUUCCAGCUUCCAUAAUUCCAAACGUUUCAAUCUGGGAUGCAUUCGGCGCUCUCCACGGCUGCCGGAAAGGCGUGAAAUCUAAAGGCCUAGCCAGCCUCAAAAAGUAUUUCCAGCUAUUCGGCUACCUCAACACCUCCUACGACGAUUUCUCCGACGACUUCGACGAAUUCCUCGAAUCGGCAGUCAAAAACUACCAAUUAAACUUCAACCUCAACCAAACCGGCGAGCUCGACGCGCCGACGCUGAAGCACAUCGUGCUCCCGCGCUGCGGCAACGCCGACAUCGUCAACGGCACCUCCACCAUGCGCUCAGGCAAAUCGCCGAGCACCUACAGCGCGAACUCGACGAUCCACACGGUCGCGCACUACUCCUUCUUCCCCAACCGGCCGCGCUGGCCGCCGGGGAAGAGCCAGCUCACCUACGCGUUCGCGCCGGAGAACCAGCUCUCCGACUUGGUGAAAGGCAUCUUCGUGAAGGCGUUCGAGCGGUGGUCGGAGGUGACGCCGCUGACGUUCGUGGAGACGGCGACGUUCAACCGCGCGGAUCUGAGGAUCGGAUUCUUCAGCGGGGACCACGGCGACGGGGAGCCGUUCGACGGCGUGCUGGGGACGCUGGCGCACGCGUUCUCGCCGCCGGUGGGGCGGCUGCACUUCGACGGGGAGGAGAAUUGGGUGACGGACGGUAAUUUCAUCAACGGAUCGCCGAUGUCGGCGGUGGAUCUGGAGUCGGUUGCGGUUCAUGAAAUCGGGCAUUUACUCGGGUUGGGUCAUAGUUCGGUUGAGGAUGCGAUUAUGUACCCGACUAUUUCGUCGGGUACCCGGAAAGUGGAGCUUGCAAAUGACGAUAUCAUGGGUAUCCAAGAGCUAUACGGGUCUAACCCUAAUUAUAACGGGUCGGGUUCCACCUUAACCCCUUUGAAUCCCUGGGAUGAGAGUGACUCCAGCGGGGCUCCAACUCAAGGAUUCGUAUUGGUCAUUGGAUUAUUAUCACUCUUGUUAUUUUUUGUUUAGAUAUUUUUGGAUUUUUUUUCUUUUAUUAUCUAUUGUAUCAUAUUCUGUAUUAGACGUAAAUAUUUCAGAUUCUUAUAAUACGUUAUUGUUAUAUCA